Molecule: messenger RNA, 2010 nt
Organism: Alligator mississippiensis (American alligator)
Lineage: Eukaryota; Metazoa; Chordata; Crocodylia; Alligatoridae
Product: CDC42 small effector protein 2-A
Exons: 5
Coding region: 177-407 (76 amino acids)
Biological process (GO): regulation of Rho protein signal transduction
Cellular component (GO): plasma membrane
Molecular function (GO): small GTPase binding
Source: RefSeq, a predicted model, not a curated record
UGAUGGAUGAUUCUUACUUCAUUCUUUGAUGAAAGCUUCUGGGUUGGUGUGCCUGCUUCUAGGAAUCAGCUUUCAAGUAGAAGUGGCCUUUUGGACCCAGUGUUGCUCUGAGACGAAACCAAAAAGCUAACAAGACGUCAUAACUGACUUACAUAGGAAACCCACCGGACGAUACAAUGGCUGAAUUUUGUAUUUGUUUCAACUGGUGCAGUAGUGAAGAGCCCCAACCAAAGAGGCAUCAGAGACUAGAUCGGAGUAUGAUAGGAGAACCAAUGAACUUUGUGCACAUGGCUCAUGUUGGAACAAGAGAAAUCAUUAAUGGCUUAGCAUCUGUUGGGUCAAUUCAGGACUAUAUGAAGUCUAAAGGUGGCUAUGCAAAUGAUAAUUCUACAAAUGCACAGCUAUAGAAAAAAUUAAAGGAAGGCUGAAGCACCUGUGCUGAAAUCCUGAAAAUCUGUAUUGCUAGAAGGCCUCACUUGUUUGCACUGAUAUAUUGCAGGAUAAACUCCACUUCCCCAAUAGCAUGUUAUAGUUCUGUACUAUUUCUCUAACCUAGCUCUUUUGGUGUUUCACAGUCUAGAUCACUGGUCUUUGGUGGAACUGUUGGUGUUGAUGUCUCAUUUUAUAGACUAGAAUUUGUCUUCCAAUAUCAUUGAUUUGCCUGUUUUGAGAAAGGCUAGUGAAGCUUCUGUGGCACUGCAAGGCUUUUAUGAUGGUUACUUAACUUAAAGUAAGUCCUGGGUAAAUGUGAAGGAAAGAUGCCUUUCCAUCACUUUGCUCACUACUACAGUUUAUCACUUCCACAACUACUGGAAAAAAGCUGGGUAACACUAGAUGGACCUUUGGAAUGCUCACAAACUGUAUGAUAAUGCUACACAUAUGUAUUAAAUAUACUGUAUUUUAAACUUUUAAAAAUGGUUUUAGUUCUAUUGUUAUAGAUGCUAACCAGUCAUAGGACUUCCAUUAGUAGUGGCCAAGGCAAGCUACACCAGACUUUAUGCAAUAACCUGUCUGUUUGGAAGAUACCUGGGAGAGGCAUUUGGACCCUGUUGUUGCUCACUUUAAGUGCAUUAGAAGUGCUUAAUUAUGUGGGGGUUUUUUGUUUGGUUGGUUUGUUUGUUUGUUUUUAAAUUAAGUAUAUGACGGCUUAAAUAAGAUUAGAUUAGGAAGAUUGAUAUUAACUAAUGGAAAUUUCUUGAUACUCUAUCGGUAACUAUUUUAAGUAUAGUCACUAUGUUUAUAGUGCUGGCACUGUGUGAGGUGCUUUUGUUUCAGAUUAAUAAUCCUAUGGAGGGAUACCUGAGUAAAAUUACAGGGUUGUUUUCCUCUCUUCUGAAAGACUAAAUAUGGAAACUUCUGUAUAUUACAAGUGUAAAUAGGUAAUUAUCUCAAUCCAAAACCUUGAGUAGCUGUAUAACUCAAAGCCAUGACAACUAACUUGCUUAAACAUAAGCUGAAUUUUUUAUUUUUUUUUUUAUCCAAAUCUGGACUCUGAAUAGGCAAACAGGAAGCUAGUAGAACUCAUUCUUUCCUGGGGAAGUGAGAUCACAGGCUUCUUGAGUUGUGGUUUUCUGUUUUGUGUAGUUUUUUUGUUUUUGUGUUUGGUUUUUUUUAAAAUAUUUUUAGAAUUGAAAUUUGCCUUUCAAAAAGAUAAAUCUUUAACUCUCUUUUAAUGUGACUUGAUCAUUGCUAUUAAUCCGUUUCUCCCUUCCCCCCUCCCCCCCAUUAAUUUGGAGAGAGAAAAUCUUUUUUUUUUUACUUUGCUACAAUGUUCCUGCAUAGUUCUUGGGCAUUACAGCGCUGCUCAUGUAUAGGUGCCACUAAUUACAGCAUGUCAGAGCAGACUCUAUUGAGUGCCCCACACUCCUCCCAUUCCCUGACCAUGUGUAUAUAUGCCCCAGGAGGCCUAAGACAAAGACAUGUCCUGUGUGUCUAAACAGGCUCUAAGGGAAACUGUUAAUUUCUCUCUGGCAAACUGCUGCAAUAAAAACAGUAAUAUUCUUAUCGGAA